Orbicella faveolata is the source of this 3028-nucleotide messenger RNA. RefSeq lists its product as uncharacterized. NCBI's taxonomy places the organism in Eukaryota, Metazoa, Cnidaria, Anthozoa, Scleractinia, Merulinidae. The record is from RefSeq and is a predicted model, not a curated record.
UGUUACAUUUCCUGAGACCACCACGAUAUCAACAUGUCUUUCCAGGAAUAAGCAGUGGCAUGUUGAUAAAGUUAUCCUAUAACGAUUACAGUUUUUCUCUUACAGUACUUACUGCUUUGUCUUUAUGUCUUUGCUUCCCUUAUCAAUGAAAUAAGACAGGGUUGAAUAUUUUCUACUUAGCUUCUAUCUACACGCCUAAAAGUUGUGUGGAUGAACCCGCUUAGGAUAGAGUGUCUUCGCGGGAUUGGAUAGGGUUAGCGUUGUAUAGCAUUAAACCUGUUUAUCUAGAAAUUCAAUGUUGGUUUCACUUGAGGGAGGAAAACAGUCUUCAGAGUUCAACUAACCCCUGCCCACCAUGAUUCAGCUAUUUGUAACGGAGGAAACGGUAUAAUCAUGGUCGGUGGUUUUUAUUUGAAUGGACACAUUCUAUUGCAAAGUUAAGUUUGACUUGAGCAAUGGGAGCUGUAGUUUUGUCGUUCAUGGAAUAUUACCAUUCAAGCAGACACAUCACGAGAAAACAAAUUCAAUUACAUGACGUGUGGGGACACGCAAAAGGAACUUCUAGACAUCUGAUUGGUUGUUGAUUUACAUCACGUGGGUUUUUUUUUUACCUUAUCAAUUUUCGUUUAUUCGAAUCAUCGAAUCAGUAUCUGCAGACUGUUGGUCGUUCGACUUUAAAGAGGAGUUUGCAAAAACACAAAGAAACAGUGUAAAAUGGGAAACGUUCCAGUUGUCCAUGAAGUGGGAACCAGUUUUUUAUCACUUGGUGAUGCCAUUACUGGGCACCCAGAGAAAGCUCGAGAAAGAUGGCAGGCAUACGCUCAAGAAAGUUUUGUUGGAUCUUAUGUUGCCAGUGUUGCAGAAGUAUGCAAAGGUAAUCCGGAUAAAGCAGAAGAGUACUUGAAAGGUAUGGGUCGCGCAACUGGUAAGAUGGUGCUUGGGGGAGGGCUCCUGCGUGACGUUCCCGUUUUUCAUGAGCUUGCUGUUUGUGGAGAGUCCCUGGGAGAUGUGAUAGGUGGAGGAGACACCAAAUCUGCAGAAAAAAGGUGGGAGACAUAUGCAGAAAGCAGUUUAAUUGGUGGCGGGAUAGCAGCACUUGGAGCAAAAAUUGCUGGCGACGAUGAGGAAGCUAAAAAGUUUGCAAAAGGUUGUGGUAAGGCUGCACUCAGGUUUGGUGUUUCAGCUGCCGGGAUAGCAGCCACUGCAGCCACUGGGGGGCUAGCAGCUCCCUAUGGUGUCGCCGCUUCUGUUGCUACUGGGACGACAGUUGGUGGAGCGACGGGGGCCGCCUCAACAGCUCUGGUGCAGGUUAUAGAUAAAGGGAAAGUAGACGAUGCUGGUGCGAUUGUUGGUAAUGGUUUGUUUGGAGGUGUUGUUGGAGGAGUAAGCGAUGGGAUUGCUGCUAAGAGGGCUGCCUCAAAGGCUAAAGCGCAAGCCAACAGGCCCAAGAGAGCAAGAGCAAACUCAGAGUCUUUAUCGACCUCCUCUGAAGCGGAGUUUUUCCCUCAACAUUCUUCCACAACAGAACGACGAAACAGCUUCUCAUUUGAAGGAGGGAAAGCAAAACGAAACAGCGAAUUUUCAGAUGUGUGGAGUCCAAAAGACGCCGGCAAGAAGGCAGACGUUAAAGCUGCUAAUGAAGCCGCAAGAAUCGACAUUCAAGAGUCACUUAAAAAUUGCAGUAGAAAAACUCGUCCAGCCAAAACAUCCGUGACCCAAGAUGCGAAAGGCAAUGCAUAUGGUACCUCAUCUGUGAGGGGACCUAAAAGAGCUAAACUGCAAGAUACUUUAGGCAGCAAGCAAAGCAGAGUCUUAGAUUCCAUCCCAGAGGAAGUCCGUGGUGUCGGGCAUGGCAACUGCGCUGAGCAGGUUGCUGUGAAUAACACACGUUAUUUUCGGCAAAAAACCGGUGAUCAGCUGUUUGCAAAGAACAGUAAAAUAAAAGUGCAGGCAUAUGCACAAAUGAAAGGCGUUAAAGGGGUAUACAAUGUCCCAGUGAAACCUUGUGGCUCGUGCCAAGUGGUUCUCAAUGAGGUUGGCAUUUCACAUAGUGCCACACCAGCAAUACCCGUGACGUGUGAUGCCAUGGCCCAAAUGAUUGCCGCUGGUUUGACUGUUGGCUGCAAAGCGUGUCAACAUUGCCAGGAAAAGAAAAACUGACUCUCUUUGCAAAGCAACUGGAGAGUGAGUUAGGCAUGAUUGAAUUUUUUCUGAUUCGGUGUUUUUCUUUUAAUUUUGACCGUAGACAGGUGUGAAAGCAACAAUUACUAAACAAAGCGAUCUCAUUGUUAAGAAGCAAAACAGAAAUUUUGCAAUGAAGCAAUCAGAAAGGUGUAAUGGUAAUGUGCAAGUACACUGAGGCAUUAGUCAUGGAUCAUUAGUUAUUGAUUGAUAGAUUGAUUGAUUGAUUGAUUGAUUGAUUGAUUGAUUGACUGUGCACAUGCACUCUGAUUUGUCAAUUUAAGCAUUAUUUUGACUAUUAUAUUUCGCAGUUACUUAGAUUCAGUGUCCUUUAUAUGAUUAGAACACUUUCAAAACAGCAGAGCAAGACCGGAUAAAGUCGCAAUAGGAACAUUUUUUGGUGAUACGACUGUAGUGUUAACUCAAUCCAGAUAUAAACUUUCACCUGCAUGGUCUUCCACGUUGCUCUGAAAAGCAUGAACUUGGUAGGUUUAGUCAGUCAAAUUUGAUAUUUGAUUAUUUCAGUGGAAUACUGGAAUCGUGCUGUGCUGAAAAAAUUCCACUAGUUUCGUAAGCAUAAUUAACUUCAACUCCUUCCAUCAGUCUUUGAUCAGUUAACAGUUCUGCCUCGAUCCUUAUUUUAGAGUCAAAAGCUUUCAGAGCUCUCUGAAACUGAAAAUUUUAGCAUUUUCAACUUUUUUAUCCGUGCUCAUGAAAGCCAGAGAGCAUAAUUUAGUUGAACAUUGUUUGGCCGUACAGCGCGUAAUUUCACUGCUCUAAUAAACUUAAGACCAGUACGUUUGGUAAAGUAAUUUAGCCAUUUUAAUAAAGAACUUUCUAGUAAGGA